Molecule: messenger RNA, 1162 nt
Organism: Hippocampus comes (tiger tail seahorse)
Lineage: Eukaryota; Metazoa; Chordata; Actinopteri; Syngnathiformes; Syngnathidae
Gene: pttg1ipb
Product: PTTG1 interacting protein b
Exons: 7
Coding region: 136-669 (177 amino acids)
Biological process (GO): protein import into nucleus
Cellular component (GO): cytoplasm; nucleus
Source: RefSeq, a predicted model, not a curated record
UCGAAACAUUCGCUGCCGUUUGAUGACGCCUCACAGGAACCAGUGACGCCAUCCCUGCCCUCUCCUUAAACAGUUGGCAACCGUUAGCGACUGUACUUUAUUUCCCGAGCAUUUCACUUUACUCUCGUCCUCACGAUGUGGACCUCCGACGGCGUCUUUCUUUUCCUUUUGUCCGCUCUCGUCGCCGCGCAGGAGCAAAUAUCGACGACUUCUCUUCCUGCCGUUGCAGUGUCGUGCGCCUCCAAGUCCAACAGCAGCUGUGCAGAAUGUCUGCAGAAUGCCUCUUGUUUGUGGUGCGCGCCCAGCAAGCAGUGCCUGGACUACCCGGUGAAGAACAUCCUGCCUCCGAAAAGCGUGUGCCCCUUGAGUGACGCGAGAUGGGGCGUAUGCUGGGUCAACUUCCAGACGGUGAUGAUUACGCUUAGUGUGCUGUCUGGCCUUUUGGUGCUGGGCCUCCUGGUGUGCUGCCUGUGCUGCUGCUGCCGCCGCCGCCGCCGCCAGCGAGUCAGUGAUGACGACGAGGAUUUAAGGGCGGAGCAACAAACCCGUGCGAGGACCGCCCGUCAGAAAGAAAGGAGGAUGGAAAUGCAGCUGAGGCAUGACAAAAUACGACAGAAAUAUGGCCUUUCAAAGGAUAAUCCCUACUCUCGCAUGGAUGAGAAGAAAUAAGUGCCCUGGUUUAUUCUUCGUGUGAAUUACUCCACCGUAGAGUAGCGGCUGUCUUAUUUGAAGUGAGGCAUCUAUUCAACUGGAGACCACAAUUUAAGAAUGUACACUCCCGAUUUAACCUGAACAUAAAUCGUAUCCUUAACUGUGAUCUUUUCCUUUGAUUGUAUUCAUGUUUGUGCCCUCCUACCCCCCCCCCCAAAAAAAUGUUUCUGAAUGAUAUGUAUUCUUACCAUUUUAAUAUUUUUUGGGUCUUACCUUGUUAUUUAGACCAUUGCACUAUUGACUGAGUGAACUCAUUCCAGCAAGAAAUGGCGACUUGUGUUUGAAACGGCAGUAUUUUCACAGUGCUCCUGUUUGUUCUAUUUAUGUCUGCCCAGUUGUAACAUGAAAUAAUACGUGUCUCUGUUAAGAGCAUGACGUUCCACGUGUGAAUUUGUUUACACCCCCAUGUCAUUAUUACCCAUGUGAAAAUAAAAUGGAUGGUUUGUAUCAA